Messenger RNA from Tilletiaria anomala UBC 951, 485 nucleotides. RefSeq lists its product as uncharacterized. The coding region runs from base 105 to 353 and encodes 82 amino acids. NCBI's taxonomy places the organism in Eukaryota, Fungi, Basidiomycota, Exobasidiomycetes, Georgefischeriales, Tilletiariaceae. The record is from RefSeq and is a predicted model, not a curated record. The transcript has a single exon.
GGUCCAAUGCCGCGCACGUGACGGAGUCAGGCUCGCGAGAUCUGAAGUCUCUUCUCCUUUGUAACGGCUUCGGUGCAACUUCACUGGGGCUUAAGGGAACGUAAAUGCGGGGGGUAUGCCUUAAAGGAGGCAGGGACCCGUGUCCGCGGUUGGCUUCAUUCUUUUCCAUUCUUUUCUUUUUUACUAUUCGCUUUGCCCCACCCCUAUGCGCAUCAAGGCAGGAUAGAGAACACUAUCCGGCCCGGCCCGCCCUCGGGCAGGGUGGCAUAUACAUAGAUGGCAGGGAGCAAAAUAUUAAUGGAUCGCUCCGCAUCAUUGCAUCAACAUCCGGUGAAGAGCACUUCUUACCUUGAUUACGUCCUUCAAACUGCUCAACCACGCAUCCACGAGCGCAGCAGGCUCGUCAGUGACCCAGCUUUGUCAAACAGCAACAGCUGCACCAGCAAUAUGGCCACAGCGGGAGGCACUACGGCAGAGAAGAGGGA